AGCUAGCUAGAGCUUAUCCUCUGUCUCAUCGCUCUCUUGCUGUAAACUCCUCCGCUCUCUCGCCGAUCAAACUUUGAUUAACGAAAGAGCAACUUCUUGUCCGAUCCAAGCUUUUGUUAUAGAGCAAUGGAAGUGAAGGUGCUGAGCUCCAAGCUCGUGAAGCCUGCAUUCAAUGCCGGCGCCGCACCAGCCACCGAGUACAUCCCUCUGUCCAUCUUCGACAGGGUGACGUUCCGGAUGCAGAUGGCCAUCAUUUACGCCUUUGCCUCGCCGGCGCCCUCCACGGCCGCCAUCGAGAAGGGACUGGCAGCGGUCCUCUCUCAGUACCGCGCCUUUGCCGGGCAGCUCGGCGUAAACCCCGACGACGGCACGCCGUCCUUCAUCCUCAACGACCGCGGCGCGCGUCUAGUGGAGGCGUCCGUGGACGCUGACAUGGUGGACAUGGCGCCGGCCAAGCCCACGCCGGACCUGCUGAAGCUGCACCCGGACCUGGAGGGGGAGCUCGAGGAAGUGGUGUUGCUGCAGCUCACCCGGUUCAGGUGCGGCUCCCUCGCCGUCGGGUUCACGUCCAACCACGUCGUCGCCGACGGUCACGCCACCAGCAACUUCCUCGUCGCGUGGGGACGCGCCACGAGGGGGCUCCCCAUUGGUCCGCCGCCUGUGCACCACCACAAGGAUCUCUUCAAGCCCCGGUCGUCGCCUCGCGUGGAGCACGACCACCGCAACAGGGAGUACUACCAGCCGUCUCCCAACACCAUCGUCGAACACCACGACGACGGCAUCGACAACAUCGUCAUCCACAAGGCCCAUUUCACCAAGGACUUCAUUGCCGGGCUCCGUGCCAGCGCGUCGGAGGGGCGCGGCCGGCCAUUCAGCCGGUUCGAGACCAUCCUCGCCCACCUCUGGCGCACCAUGACGCGCGCGCGCGACCUGAGCCCCGAAGAAACCUCCAAGAUUAGGCUCUCCGUGGACGGGCGCCACCGUCUCGGCAAGCCGGCGGAGUACUUCGGCAACAUGGUGCUCUGGGCGUUCCCCCGCGCCACGGUGGGUGACCUCCUGAACCGGCCGCUGAAGCACGCCGCGCAGGUGAUCCACGACGAGGUGGCCAGGGUGGACGGCGCCUACUUCCAGUCCUUCGUCGACUUCGCGACCUCCGGCGCCGCCGAGAAGGAAGGGCUCGCGGCGAGCGCCGUUUGCAAAGACGCCAUGUGCCCGGACGUGGAGGUGGACAGCUGGCUGACGUUCCCGUUCUACGAGCUGGACUUUGGCACGGGCAGCCCGAGCUACUUCAUGCCGUCCUACUUCCCCACGGAGGGGAUGCUCUUCCUCACGCCAUCGUACAUCGGCGACGGCAGCGUGGAUGCCUUCGUACCCUUGUUCGAGCACAAUCUCCAGGCGUUCAAGGAAUGCUGCUACUCAUCAGCGGAGUAGUUGACCAAACCAUCGAACUGCAUGCGACGCCGGCGCAGUUGUUGGAUGUCGGGGUCAGUUUAG
Lolium rigidum is the source of this 1494-nucleotide messenger RNA. Its product is annotated as putrescine hydroxycinnamoyltransferase 3-like. Gene Ontology annotation, molecular function: acyltransferase activity, transferring groups other than amino-acyl groups. Lineage: Eukaryota; Viridiplantae; Streptophyta; Magnoliopsida; Poales; Poaceae. The transcript has a single exon. The record is from RefSeq and is a predicted model, not a curated record. The coding region runs from base 127 to 1431 and encodes 434 amino acids.